Molecule: messenger RNA, 1236 nt
Organism: Chaetomium globosum CBS 148.51
Lineage: Eukaryota; Fungi; Ascomycota; Sordariomycetes; Sordariales; Chaetomiaceae
Exons: 2
Coding region: 1-1236 (411 amino acids)
Molecular function (GO): ferric iron binding; oxidoreductase activity, acting on single donors with incorporation of molecular oxygen, incorporation of two atoms of oxygen
Source: RefSeq, a predicted model, not a curated record
AUGCACUUCACCAAGGCUAUUUCCGGUCUCGCGGCCCUCGCCAGCCUCGUCACCGCCCACCCGGGCCACGACGUCGCUCAGGAGGCUGCGGAGCGCCGCAGCUACCUCCAGUCCGUCAAGCGGACCUCGCUCGCCCACUGCGCCGACAAGCUCAAGGCCCGCGGCACCAGCGCGCGCAACGUGGCCAGACGCCAGGCCGUCGUCGAGAAGGCCCGCCGGAAGCGCGGCCUCAAGAAGCGCGACUUCGACGCCGUCCUGGGCACCGACCACAACAAGACCGCCCUGGGCUACACCCGCAACACCGACGCCGCCACGCUCUUCUCCGGCUACAAGUCGUGCCUUCUCACCCCUGAGGUGACCCAAGGACCGUACUAUGUCGCCGGCGAGUACGUCCGCGAGGAUGUCGUCGAAGACCAAGCCGGCGUGCCCCUCCUCCUCGACUACCAGGUCAUCGACAUCGACUCCUGCGAGCCGAUCCCCGAAGUGUACCUCGAGAUCUGGCACUGCAACGCCACCGGCGUGUACGGCGGCGUGGUCGCCAACGGCAACGGCGACAGCAGCGACGCGUCCAACCUGGACAACACCUUCCUGCGCGGCAUCCAGGCCACCAACGCCGACGGGGUGGCGCAGUUCGAGUCGGUGUUCCCGGGCCACUACACGGGCCGCACGCCGCACAUCCACGUCAUGGUGCACACCAACGCGACGCUGCAGGCCAACGAGACGCUGGGCCUGGACAACUACGCCAGCCACGUAGGGCAGACCUUCUUCGACCAGACGCUGAUCUCCGCGGUUGAGGCCGUCGAGCCCUACGCCAGCAACACCCAGCCGCUGACCACCAACGCGCAGGACGGCAUCAUGGCGCAGGAGGCCGGCACCGAGGGGGUCGACCCCGUCAUGGAGUACACCCUGCUCGGCGACAGCAUCGAGGAUGGUCUGUUCGCGUGGAUUGCGUUCGGUAUUGACUCGUCCAGGUCCGAGGCCAUCAACCCGGCCGUGUACUACGGUGAGGGCGGCGGUGUUGCCAACCCAAGUGGAGGCUUUGGAGGUCCUGGCGGCCCUGGUGGUCCUGGAGGCUCGCCUACCGGCUCGCCGCCGCCGGCUGAGACUGCCACGCCUACCACUGCUGCGGCUGCCGAUGAGACCGCCGCUCCUACCACGUCUGCUGCUGCCGCUGAUGAGAGCGCCGCGCCUGGGAAGGGCUGCGGUCGUGGUAUCAACCGUGGCCAGAGGGAGUAA